CCCCUUCUUUUCCCUCCCGCCCCUCCAACCGCCCCCCCUCCCGGAUGGGGAAAAAAAAAGAUGUCAGCUCCUCCGCUGUAGUAUUGCUCCUUAAAAACCCCUCUCUCUGAAAAUGACAUGCCCUCGCAAUGUAACUCCGAACUCGUACGCUGAGCCCUUGGCUGCGCCGGGCGGAGGAGAGCGCUAUAGCCGGAGCGCAGGCAUGUAUAUGCAAUCUGGGAGUGACUUCAACUGCGGGGUGAUGAGGGGCUGCGGGCUCGCGCCCUCGCUCUCCAAGAGGGACGAGGGCAGCAGUCCCAACCUCGCCCUCAACACCUACCCGUCCUACCUCUCGCAGCUGGACUCCUGGGGCGACCCCAAAGCCACCUACCGCCUGGAACAACCUGUUGGCAGGCCGCUGUCCUCCUGCUCCUACCCACCUAGUGUCAAGGAGGAGAAUGUCUGCUGCAUGUACAGCGCAGAGAAGCGGGCGAAAAGUGGCCCCGAGGCAGCUCUCUACUCCCACCCCCUGCAGGAGUCCUGCCUCGGGGAGCACGAGGUGCCCGUGCCCAGCUACUACCGCGCCAGCCCGAGCUACUCCGCGCUGGACAAGCCGCCCCACUGUGCCGGGGCCAACGACUUCGAAGCCCCUUUUGAGCAGCGGGCCGGUCUCAACCCGCGCGCCGAACAUCUGGAGUCGCCCCAGCUCGGGGGCAAAGUGAGUUUCCCUGAGACCCCCAAGUCCGACAGCCAGACCCCUAGCCCCAGUGAGAUCAAGACCGAGCAGAGCCUGGCGGGCCCAAAAGGCAGCCCCUUGGAGAGAGAAAAGGAGCGGGCCAAAACCGCGGACUCCAGCCCAGACACCUCGGAUAACGAAGCGAAAGAGGAGAUAAAGGCAGAAAACACCACAGGAAAUUGGCUGACAGCAAAGAGCGGAAGGAAGAAGAGGUGCCCCUAUACUAAACACCAGACGCUGGAAUUGGAGAAAGAAUUUCUGUUCAAUAUGUAUUUGACGCGAGAGCGCCGCCUGGAGAUUAGCAAGACCAUUAACCUUACAGACAGACAAGUCAAAAUCUGGUUUCAAAAUCGCAGAAUGAAACUCAAGAAAAUGAACCGAGAGAAUCGGAUCCGGGAACUGACCUCCAAUUUUAAUUUCACCUGAGCGCGCGGCCUCCCCUCCCCCUCCCCUCUCUCCCCACUCCUUCCUCUCCCCGCCCCUCCUCCCUUUGUGCCUGGUGGUAUAUUUUUUUUUUCCUCCCUGAGUAUAAAUGCAACGCGCCUGCAAAAAAAGGCAAAGACCUCAGACUCUCCUUCCAAGGGACCUAUGGUUCGUGCUGCGAAGAUGCAUCCACCUCAAGCAUGAGAAAUGGGGUGCCGGGGUGUGGGGUGUGGUGUGCCCGCAUAGAUGAGGGUGGGAGUGUGGCUGGUGUGUGUGUCAACCCCUCACUCACCCACGCACUCACACACACCAUCCUGUCCUCCAUGCAAAGUUAAGGUCGAAUCCACCCGAUCAUAGGGGGAAAAAGAGGGAAAAAAAUCAACCGGAGAAGGUCUGUAAUCUCGCAGAGCACAGUCAGAAUCGCUCCUUCCUUGCUGCAUUUCCUCCUUAGGGUAAUAGACGUUUUGGAAAGUUCAGCUAGUGUUUGUGUGUUUGUCCUAGCGCCCAGCGCCUCCACCAAACCCUCUCCGUGUUUUUACCUCCCAGUUGCUCUGAGAAUCUGCUUGAAGUCUCGUAUUUGUACUGCUUUCUGCUUUUCUCCCAUCCUCCCAAGACCCCACACAUUCCCCCCGCCACUGACACCUCAGAAAUUCCAUCCAGAGGAAUACAAAAAAUUUUAAAAAUUAAAAAUAGAACAUAGUGAAGCAAAGACAGACUGCCCCUCCCCCUUUAAAUAUCGCCCUGUCCCUGUCUGGGAGUUGUGUUAUUUAAAGAUAUUCUGUAUGUUGUAUCUUUUGCAUGUAGCUUCCUUAAUGGAAAAGAAAAUCCUAAUAAAUUUCCAGAAUCGUAAUGUU
Messenger RNA from Leptonychotes weddellii (Weddell seal), 1992 nucleotides. RefSeq names its product homeobox C10 (gene HOXC10). Gene Ontology annotation, molecular function: DNA-binding transcription factor activity, RNA polymerase II-specific; RNA polymerase II cis-regulatory region sequence-specific DNA binding. Gene Ontology annotation, biological process: regulation of transcription by RNA polymerase II. NCBI's taxonomy places the organism in Eukaryota, Metazoa, Chordata, Mammalia, Carnivora, Phocidae. Gene Ontology annotation, cellular component: nucleus. The record is from RefSeq and is a predicted model, not a curated record.